ACAAAGUGAAUCGCGAAUUGUGGAUGCGUGCGGAAAAAAGGGCAACGGGUUGCGAAGGCUGUUCAGGUGCUGCAAAAUACGUGAUCUCUCGUGGUGACCAUAAUAGGAAACAAUGAGAACAUGUUCGGCCGUCCGCGGUGCCGCGACUGGAGUCCACUGUCGACGCAGCAGCUUCGGUUGCGCAGCUUAGUGCAGAUAUCGGGCCACAACAUCGUCAGUUCCCCGGCGGAACCGGGCCCAUCGUCGUCGUUGCCCCUGGGACGUAGCAAAUGCACCGUUUACUUCACGCUCCACCAAACGCCCAUGUCGGCCCCGUUCUACACCAGCGAAAAGCUCGACCUCCAUCGGAAUGUGCUGUGGGCGGACAUCGACUGUCCAGCGGCGGCCAAAUCUUCGCUGCGCAGUGUUUGCGUGCGCGUCUGGGAGCAUACGCAAACAGCGCAGUCAGUAUCCGUUCCUCGUAAUGUGUGUGAUAAUAAGUGUACUCAGCGUGAGCCGCCGCAACAAAGGGAAACCACGGAAGCCGCAGUGCCUGAUGAGGCCACCGAAUCUGGCCCCUCCGAUCGGGUGCUGUUCAUGUGGGGGGUUUACUUUUCCGGGCUCGUGCCACUGUCGAGGCGGAGUGAGAAGCGCCUCAAACCGAAUACGCUGGUGUUUCAGAUGCACGGUGGCUACUUUACGUCGGCCGAUUGCAUCGUGGAACCGGACGAAAUGGGGACCCCACACGCGGCCAGUGAGGCAGGCAUACCAAAAACACCGAGCAAUCUAUCCCCGGCGCCCGGCGGCUCAUCGGGCGCGAUUUCCAUUCCGGCGAGUGGCCGGAGUCGGGUAGACAGCGGACCACACUGUGAUAGUAGCAAUAAUUCUCCCCUCCCCGCGCAGCCGUCACCAUUAUCCGCCACCCAUCACUGGUACUUUGCGAACAGUGUCCAGCAGCAGCAAAAGUUUUCCGUUUCGCCAGACACUCGCCAACGGCCGGUUUCCACUUCCGUCAGUCCUACGCCGACGGAGCCACCCGAAACGAACCUACGGCUUCGGUAUCUGCACAUGGAGUUUCCGGCCGGCGAAGUUCGUACCAGCUACGAUCUGGUGCGGCUACUGGCGGUACAGGAACGCCAGCGGCGGCUCCGGUACGAGGCAGACAGUGCGAAAACGCUCACCGAGCGGAUCUGCAUGAAGAGUGCCUACUGCUUAAAUCUGGAGCUGUUCAGCAACAAACACGCGAUCGUGUACCGCUCGGCGUCGAACAGGGCCGGCAUGGGGAAGCAGCUGAGCCGGCUGCUGUACCAGGACCGCGAACCGAUCGACCCGACAAUGUUGCUCCGGGGUCAAGAACUGCGGCGCCACAUCGAGCGGGCUCGAUUCCAGUGUCGGCUGUUGGCGGAAGAACGGGAACGGACACGGGCCGUGAUGCAGCAGUUGCGCUACAAACUGCACCUCCUCUCCGACGGGAACAUCGAGCGAGAAUCGGCGCUCAUGGAACGCUACCGAACGUACGGGCGCGAGAAGGAGCAGCAGAGCCAGCGGCGGACAGCCUAUGACCGGCAGCGUGACAACCUUAGAAAGCUUCAAGGCCAGGUGCAGGCCAUACGGCAAUCGCUGCUGCACAGUUUAGGCGAAAUAUACUACAUUCGAAAGACAAGUCAGGGUAUGUACACGAUCAACGAUGUACCGUUGCCGAACGCUGAAUCCUACACCGACUCAACGCCCGCCCUGGCCCUCAGUGUGGCGCUUGGUUUCGUUGCACACGCCGUGAUGAUGUGUUCCUCGUUUCUCGAUAGUCCGCUCAGAAAUCCUAUCCAAUACGACGGUUCUCGGUCCAAAGUUAUGGACAUCAUAAAGCCUCUACCGACGGUGGAUCGAGAGUUUCCGCUGCACUGCCGAUCGGGACCGGCACCGAACUCCGUGCUGUACGGUGUGUAUCUGUUGAACCAGAACAUUUCUCAGUUCAAGUUCCAGCUCGGGAUGAGCCGGGGUGAUCCGCGUGCGACGCUCGUCAAUUUGCACAGCAUACUGACGGUGCGAAACAUGGACCGUGGCAGCACGGUGGAUGGCACGCUUACGAACGAGAUUCAGCAAUCGUGCCCGAUACCGACGACAUCGAGCGGUAGUUUCGGUGCCUCAUCGCUCGAGCUGAAAAUGUCACCCGCUUUCCAUUCGCUGUCGCUCGGCGGCGGAAGCAGCAGUGGGACCAGCAGCAGCAGCGGUUCCUAUCGCCACGACAAUCCAUCGUCCAGCAGGAUCUCCAGCUCGGUUGAUGACUACACGGAACGGGAACGGAUGCAACGGUUGCACCAGAUGAUGCAACAGCACCCGGUGCACCAACAACCGGCGCAAUGCCCCGGCGACGGGAUUGUUGCCGCCGAGCAGCGCUUGAGGGGAUGUGGUAGCCGGUUUUCCUCCGACCCGAUACUCACCAAGGUCCAGCGGCCACGACCACUCGACUUUGAGGGUGGCAAAAAAUUCUGAACUAGACAAUUGUCCAAUCGAAUUACGAUUUUUUUUCGGGACGGGUCUCUC
Anopheles bellator is the source of this 2520-nucleotide messenger RNA. It is a transcript of the gene Uvrag, whose product is annotated as UV radiation resistance-associated gene protein. The record is from RefSeq and is a predicted model, not a curated record. Gene Ontology annotation, molecular function: SNARE binding. NCBI's taxonomy places the organism in Eukaryota, Metazoa, Arthropoda, Insecta, Diptera, Culicidae. Gene Ontology annotation, cellular component: endosome; lytic vacuole. The transcript has 6 exons. Gene Ontology annotation, biological process: SNARE complex assembly. Bases 121 to 2469 code for a protein of 782 amino acids.